GUUAUCUGCAAUAUCAGUAAUGAAAGAAAUCGUGUCUUGUCACUUAUAAUAAUAAUUUAUAUUAAUUUUAUCAAUUUAUUAUUUCACAUUGUAUUAUUACAUAAACAAUAAUAUUUACCCUGUAUUAAAGAAAUUAUAAUUAUGGUACAAAAUCAAAUAUUUGAAACUGCGAAACCUUCCACUUACCUAUAUCGCCAAAAUGUAAAACCAAUGAAAAGUGUUAAAAUAUCAAGAAGUGGUGUAGAAGAAAUAACUCCAAAAAACUUGCAACGUUCAAUUCGUGCAAAUCCAUCGAACAAGAAAAAGAAUAAUAUAAAAUCAAAUGUUGUGAAAGGAAAGAAGAAGGAAGAGAAUGGGGAGAAAGAAACUUCAAAUCCUGAAAAAGAAUUGAACAAGGAAGAGAAUAAUGAGGAAGAAAAAAAAUUAGAUGUUAAGAAAGAAUUGGAAAAAGAAGAAGAUAAGGAAGAGAAAAAGGUAGAUGUCAAAGAAGAACUGGAAAGGGAAGAGGAUAAGAAAGAAAAAAAAUUAACUAUUAAAGAAGAAGUAGAAAAGGAUGAACAGAAAUUAGAUACUGAAGAAGAAUUGAAAAAAAAAGAAACUACUGUAACAUCUACCAAAGAAAUCUUUAAGAGAAGAAGAAUAGAGGAACGAUUGGCGAGAGAACGGAAAGAAAAAGAAGAAAGAGAAAGAUUCGUAAAGGAAGCUGCUGAGAAAAAAGCAGCGGAACGGGAAGAGAUAAUAAAACAAGCAAAAAGAUUCAUUCUUUACAAAAAACCGAUGUGCAGACAAAUUAAUCAAGGUCUUUUGAUUUCCGAGUGCUUUAGAGAAUUGGAUGCUCAAAUAAAAUUUCGAGAAACUCUUAAAAAAAUAGAUAAAGAUGAGGAAAAUGCCUAUGUGAAUAAAUUGAGAGAGGACAUAGCAAAGUACGAAGAAGAAACGAAAGAAAAGAUGGAAAAGCAGAAGGAGAAAAAAAGAAAUUAUGCUUCUGAAUUAAAGAAACAAAUAGAAGAAAUUAAAAAUACCGAGGAAACAAAGAAGAAAAAAAGAUUCGAACUUGAGAAACAAGAUCAAAUAAAUAUGAACAAAUUUUUGCAAGAUAUAAAGGAAUACGAAGCACAACAACUGCAAAACAAAAAAGAGAAGCUAAAACAAUUUUUCAAAGAAGCUAUAGAGGAUAAGAAACAAUUCGAUCUCGAGCUUAAACACGAAGACGAAUUUGAGGAUCGAGCAAUUGAGAUCUAUCGAAAUGCUCAAAUACGAAUUCAAAAGCUUCAUAAAUCGUUAAAAUUAAAAGAGAAAGAAGAGAAAGAGCAGCACGCCCAACAGAUAUACGACCAGUUCGAUAAGUAUCGUAUCAUUUUGAAUGAAAAAUUAGCUAAUGAGCAACGACUUAUAAAAAAAGCUCAAGAAGAGCAGGAGGAAAAUUAUCAGACGAAUCAAAAGAUACGAAAAGAAAAUCGUGAAAAAGUAUUAAAGGAGAUAAAAGAUUUUCAAACGGAACGUCUAAAUACAAAGUUGAAAGAACUUCAAGAAGAUGAAGAUAUGAAGAUGUGGGAAAUGAUGCAAAGGUAUAAAACUAAUGAAUUCGAUAGGGAAGUGGAACUCGAGGAGCAAAAGAAGAAUUGGAACAAAAAGGUAGAAUAUGGAGAAGAGAUAAAGAAAUAUAUUAGCGAGAAAGAAGAGGAAAGAAGACAAGCGAAACUUGACGAAGAUGAAACUCCAAUUGUGAAAAAGAUUAUCGAUAUAGAGAAUAAAAAGAUUAUAGAUUACGCGGAAGAAGUUGUAAACGAAUCUAAAGGAGUGAGACCGCUUUAUCCAAUUCUUAAGGCAGUGAAGAAAUGCAAAGAACAAAUGGGCUUAUUAUCACCGAAGAAAAAAGAAGAAACAAUCGUUACGAAACCUAAGAAGAAACGAAAAAUUCAUAGAAAUGCAAAAUUUGUUCCCGAGGAAAAAAUCUGUUAUGUGUAACAAAUAAAUUCUAAUAUUUAAUUUUAUCCCUAUUAAUUGAAAAUCUAGUAAAAUAAUAUUUACUUCUGUUUAC
Molecule: messenger RNA, 2041 nt
Organism: Apis mellifera (honey bee)
Lineage: Eukaryota; Metazoa; Arthropoda; Insecta; Hymenoptera; Apidae
Product: golgin subfamily A member 6-like protein 22
Exons: 9
Coding region: 142-1968 (608 amino acids)
Source: RefSeq, a predicted model, not a curated record